CUACUGCGUUCAUAAGUUUUAUUCAACAUGGCUGCGCGCAGGGCACAGGAGGACGAAGGCGAACCAAGCAAAAAGAAACCUAAAAUAAUCAAGACCUUACACGACAAACACGUAAAGAAGAGACUCAUUGUUGUGUUAGAACGAUCAUCGCUGGAGACCGUGAAGGCUGGUAAAAGUUAUGAACUACUCAACUGUGAUCGCCACAAGCACUUGAUGAAGAAAUUCAACAAAGAUCCUUCAGAAUGUCGCCCAGAUAUCACCCAUCAGUGUCUGCUAAUGCUGUUUGACAGUCCCCUCAAUCGGGCUGGCCUGCUUCAAGUCUUUGUCCACACUGAAAAGAAUGUCCUCAUACAGAUCAGUCCUCAGACAAGAAUACCGAGGACGUUUGAUCGGUUCUGUGGUCUUAUGGUACAACUCCUUCACAAGUUGAGCAUCAGUGCAUCGGAUGGUCCGCAGAAGCUGCUUAAAGUGGUCAAGAACCCAGUCUCGGACCACCUACCAGCAGGCUGCAAGAAAAUCAGCACCAGCUUCAGUGCUGAGAAGUGCGUCAACCCCCGGGACCUGGCCUCGGCUGAAGAACCAGUUGUCGUAGUGAUAGGAGCAAUGGCUCAUGGGAAGGUGGAUGUGGAUUAUGCUGAAGAUGAAUUCGCUAUCAGCCUUUACCCAUUGUCUGCUGCCCUCACAUGUGCAAAGAUCUGCUCUGGCUUUGAGGAGGCCUGGGGAGUGGUUUGAUUGUGACCUCUGCAGUCCUAUAAAUAUUCAUGACAGCUGACCCCCGCUGCAAGAACUGCUAUUGAACUGUGCUGUAUUGACGUGCAAGUGGAGUUGACCCCUGACCUCUCAGGAGCAGAAUGUUUUUGGAUAUCUAUUAAAUUGGGAAACCUAUGCAUGACAGUGAUUAAUUUGCACAAUGGGAGGAAAUUUACCUAGGUUUUGAAAAAUGAGCUUAAGUUUCAUUACAAUGUAGAGAUCCUUGCAUUGCUCUGCAAAGAUACACUCUUGACACAGUUGUCAUAUCAGUCAAAAUCAGUCAAAUUUCCCAUAUGUGUCUGUGUACUGGGGCAAACAAGUGGAAGGAAUUUUUGACUUUCUGACGUUUACAUCAGAAGGAUGGUUAAUGAAAGUUGAAUGAGAUGUAUGAAUUGUAUGAGAAACUCCACUUGCUAAAAGUCACAAGUUAGGCUUCAUCUAAAAGUUAUGACAAUGCCUGGGAAGAACAUGCACACUUAUGGAAGGUAGUUUCUGUGGCUAUUUCCCAUUGACCUGUGUGCUGUUCCUAGCCACAGCCAGUUAAUUUGAAUAAGGCCUUGGUUGCUGAGGUGGGACCUUUUCCUGGUAUGCACCAAUGACAGAUCUGUGGGGGGCCAUGCCCCUAUUAAAAAGGAAACCCCCUCCCAAAUAUUUGUUGGAAUGAGUGAGAGAAAGGUGCAUUUUGGUCUAGUUCAUUUCCCUUCCCUUCAAAACACUUGAAAAAGGCCCAAUAUGUAGUCUCACCCCUCAGAAAAGCCAUCAAAGAUUCUGUGACAAAAAUUUGAAAUUUCGGGGACCCCUCCCUUCAAAACUUUUGCCCCUCCAACCCCCCCCCCCAACAUUUGGUUCUAGAUCUGUCCUUGGUAUGCACUGCUGAUAAUGGUUUGUGCGAAUUCCUGUUGUAUACAGUGGGUAACUCCUUAGGUUCAGUAAGUUUCUACAUUUCAGCUCUAUCUUUGGCUUCAGGCUCUAUUUGGAAUAGUUUGGUCCCUAAGUCUAGUGCCCCAAGCUCAAGGCAGCUCCAUUUCAUGCUCCAGAAUCAUUCACUUGUUUCAUGUGAGGCUAAAGUUCAGGGAAUUUUUCCUUUGAUUCCAGCCAUAAAUGUUUGAGAUGUUUAUUGCUGAUUUGGAGUUGAAACUGUAGAUGAGCUAAGUUGAGGUUGGGAGAAGGGCUUUUACUGAUGGGGGGGGGGGCAACAGGAGUCAUUCUCCCUCACUCCCUCAAAGGCACAGUUGUUCCUUUUGGGAAAAAAAAUGAGAGGAAAGCAAUAUGAGGGGAGGUUAAUUCCAUUCCCUCCAAAAGCAUGUAAAAAAAGCCUAAACUUUAGUUUUACCUUUUAUAAAAUAAAAAGUCAUGAUAAACAUUGUAUGACUUGUUGGUUUCCCUUCCAAACAGAAAAUGGGAUCUGGAUUCACCCUUGAGGAUUUACAGUAGUUUCCUGUCUCUUUCAUUUGAUACCAUUGAUGUGAUGCAGGAAUUGUGACCCAACCCACAAACCAAUUCUUAUCAUUAGCCAAAAUUUUGCUUUCUGAAGACAGGCAAAAGGCAUGCUUCACUCAAUGGUUCACCCAAUUGGGAGCCUGAAGAGGUUUGACCGCCCGAGAGGUUUUCCAUUGUUUUUUUACUUUCACAAAAUCAAAGAUACAACCUGAAACAAGUAGCUCUGAUAUGGCCACAUUCCAGUCUCCUGCAGUGCCAUGUGGGAGGGUUGAGCAUCAAAAUUUUUUCGGGGGGGGGGUUCCUGUUUCCCCCCCCCAUUGGCAAAGCCUGGGUGCAUCACUGGCUUCAUUCACCCAAGAGUCUCCAAUGACAGGCUGUUGCAGGCUCAUGCAUGAGCUGAGUCAUUGGUAAUUCAAAAGACAUAUACACUUUAGGGUUAAAGAACAGUCAAAUCUGGUUAAGGUUUUAUAGACUUUUUCCAGAGGUUUUUGUUCAAGACACUUAACCCCAGCAAGUCCCUGGAGUACAAACUCAAAAUUGGGGAUUCAUCAAUACAAUUGGGGGUAAUCACUUUGAAACACUUGGGAGUGGAUUUAGAUUUUUCAUUUUUGUACAUAAAAUAAAAACAAAGUACAACAGUAACCACUGUUUCAAAUCAAUACCAAAUAUAUAUACUUUUCGUUUAUACACAAUAAAUAUUCAUGAAAAACUAUUGACUUA
Acanthaster planci (crown-of-thorns starfish) is the source of this 2910-nucleotide messenger RNA. It is a transcript of the gene emg1, whose product is annotated as EMG1 N1-specific pseudouridine methyltransferase. The record is from RefSeq and is a predicted model, not a curated record. Gene Ontology annotation, biological process: rRNA base methylation. Lineage: Eukaryota; Metazoa; Echinodermata; Asteroidea; Valvatida; Acanthasteridae. Gene Ontology annotation, molecular function: rRNA binding; rRNA (pseudouridine) methyltransferase activity. Gene Ontology annotation, cellular component: nucleus; small-subunit processome.